Messenger RNA from Rhodofomes roseus, 2152 nucleotides. RefSeq lists its product as uncharacterized. The coding region runs from base 296 to 1999 and encodes 567 amino acids. The transcript has 11 exons. The record is from RefSeq and is a predicted model, not a curated record. NCBI's taxonomy places the organism in Eukaryota, Fungi, Basidiomycota, Agaricomycetes, Polyporales, Fomitopsidaceae.
GCCGUAGAAAGCUGUCGCUCAUUCUGUGAUGCCCGUUGGUCGCAUUCCGAUCAGGUGAUCGAUCGAGGAGGAUCGACGGCCGGGCCACGCAUUUGCCACGCAUCAUCUUGCAGCCCGUGCACGCCAUCCCCUCGCCAUGCAAUCCCAGCCUCCUAUUUCCGCAAUCUAUUCAGCAUGUUCCUCGCCUCGACCGUGUCUCAUUUCCCACCUCGCACCCGGAGCGGAGAGCCGUACCGUCCCACCUGCGAGAAGAGCACACCCACUGUGACGAGGAUCUGCACUAGCUACUACGGACAUGACGAACACACUGCUCGAGGAGAAAGAGAGUAGGUAUGAUGUGGCGAUCGUCGGUGCAGGGCCUGGAGGAGUGAUGAUGGGCAUAGCGCUCAAGGAGCAAUUGGGCGUUCACGAUAUCAGGAUCUACGACAAGUCGUCCGACUUUGGCGGGACCUGGCUUGACAACUCGUACCCCGGCAGCGCAUCCGACACGCCCGCCCACUUCUACACCCCUACCACUCACAUCAAUCCUCACUGGUCCCGCACAUUCCCUCCCCAGUCCGAGCUCCUCGCCUACUGGCGCGGCCUUGCGUCGCAAUACUCCCUUCACACGAAUGCCUCCUUUUUCACGCGCGUUGUCCAUGCGUCCUGGAACGCGACUACGCAACACUACGACAUUGAGAUCGAGGACGUCCGGACUGGCGAGCGGAGACAGGAGCAUGCAAAGUUCGUCGUGAGCGCGACGGGCUUGGUCAGUGAGCCGCGAUACCCGGAGGGCAUCCAAGGGCUGGGUCAAAAGGGAGAGUGUGCAUUCGAGGGCGUGGGCGGGUUAUGGCACUCUGCGCGGUGGAGGCAUGAUGUCGACUUCCACGGGCGCAAGGUUGCUGUCAUUGGGAACAGCGCGUCGGCAGCACAAUUCGUUCCAUGUCUAUCGGCUGACCCAGCCACCCACGUCGUGAACUUCUGCAGAUCGCCGAAUUGGUUUGUCUAUGGUGCCCGCCACCGAUACCCUCCCGCGCUCCGUUGGGUGCUAGCACACGUACCCCUCGCGUUACGUAUCUUCCGGAUGUCCGUCAUCCUCAUCAAUUACGGUCGGCCGAUAUGGCAUACCCUUCGCCAGAAGGUCAAAAGUGGAGGCAAAGAGGGCCGUGAAGCUGACCUCACAGCAUACAUGAAGCGCACCGCUCCGGCGAAGUAUCACCAACAGCUCACACCCAACUACCCAAUGACAUGCCGUCGCCCGAUCCUCGACGCGGGCUACUACGCCUGCCUUCACAGGCCCAACGUCGAGCUCCGUUCGAACGCCGUGCGGGAGGUGACAAAGAGCGGGCUGCGCUUCGAGGACGGGACGGAGGAGGCGUUCGACGUGAUCAUCUUGAGCACGGGCUUCAUCACGGGACGGAGUCUCUUCACGAUCAAAGGAGAGGGCGGUGUGGACCUGGAUGAGUUCUGGAAGAGCGAGGGACGCCCGAUGGCCCAUCGCGGCGUGUGUGUACCGGGUUUCCCCAAUUUGUUUCUCAUCGCAGGACCAAACACGGUGACGCGCAACGGCUCCGCGAUCUUCACGCACGAAGUCGGGGUGGACUACAUCGUCCAGCUCCUGACGCCCCUUCUCCGACCCUCUCCCUGUCCCUCCCUCACCUUGCGCGUCCCCCUCGCUGCCUACCGCGCCUUCAACGCUGCCCAAGCACCUGCGCUCGCCGCCGGCGCAGCAGCCACAGCAGCCUGCCCACCGUCGUGGUUCCGUGCGGACGGGGGGACGGGCGCGAACUUUAGCACGUGGCCGGGGAGCAUAUAUGGGUUCUGGUGGGCGAUGCGGAAGGUGAGGUGGGAGGAGUAUGAUGUGAGGGACGCGGAGGGUACUGCGGUGGAUGUUGGCGGACGGUGGACGAAGGUGGUGGGUGCGUUGGUGAGUGUUGGGGCGGUCCUUGGGAUGGGUGUGGGUUGGUGGGAGAGGGAGAGAGUGGGGAAGCUUGUUCAGGGUGCGUUGCGAGGACACUAGAAAAUGGGCUUGAGGAUUAUAGGCUCAAUUGGGCGACAUGGACAGCGACGGCUAUCGUGUAAGUUGUACUUUGUCGGCGAUGUCUUUUGACUGCUUGAAUCCAGAAGAUGAUGUGUACAUGAUCCAGACGAUCUAGAUCUUGCAUUGCUUCAA